Messenger RNA from Mucor velutinosus, 465 nucleotides. RefSeq lists its product as uncharacterized. The transcript is spliced from 2 exons. The record is from RefSeq and is a predicted model, not a curated record. Lineage: Eukaryota; Fungi; Mucoromycota; Mucoromycetes; Mucorales; Mucoraceae. The coding region runs from base 1 to 465 and encodes 154 amino acids.
AUGUUAACGACAGAAACUUCCAAAGGUAGCCUACCUUCAUUUGAUACGACUAUGCAGAUGUGUAUUGACAUUUCGCAGCCAUUACCAGCACCAUCACCGAAAUCACAGCAGAAGAAGUCAAGCAAAAUAGUGGAGCGAAAGCCGUACCAAGUAGCUAUUGCAACGCAACAUGCCAUGGGGUUUCAAUUCAAACGAGUGCGAGGAUGGAGACAGCCUGUCAAAACUUCCAUGAUGAUUAAAAGCAGGGUCAAGGCAACACAAGCGAGAAUUGAUAAAUUUCAACAAUACAGAGCACAAUUAGAUAUGAUCAGAGGAGAGCGUCUGUUUCUACAAUAUCUAAAUUGUCUGCCUCGGGACAAUCUCAAUGAAUAUGAGUAUAACAUCAAGAUGGCAAUGACAGCUUACAAUAUUAACGAUACCCUACGAAAAACAACUUCAUAUAUCAUUCCUGACGAUGAAUUAUAA